This is a messenger RNA of Ochotona curzoniae (black-lipped pika), 3298 nucleotides long. It is a transcript of the gene SEMA4G, whose product is annotated as semaphorin 4G. Gene Ontology annotation, biological process: semaphorin-plexin signaling pathway; negative chemotaxis; positive regulation of cell migration. The record is from RefSeq and is a predicted model, not a curated record. The transcript has 14 exons. Gene Ontology annotation, molecular function: chemorepellent activity; semaphorin receptor binding. Lineage: Eukaryota; Metazoa; Chordata; Mammalia; Lagomorpha; Ochotonidae. Bases 368 to 2908 code for a protein of 846 amino acids.
UGACCUUAGAGAACACACAGGCUCUGCUGUGGGAGUCAGGACAAUCCCAUCUGGAACCUGCACACCUCUCCCCGGAUGGAAUCUGCAUUUCCUGCAGACUGGCCUGUGACCUGUCCAUCCCUCUGACCUCUUGGCCAAGAUUCCAUGGCCAGACCACCCUGUGACUCCAUGUCCCCCCCAUUCCAGGACCCCCCCUGGCCCCAUGACUCUGUGACUUCCAUGGCCUCAUGACCCCUGACCUCCCAUGUGACUACCCUGAACUGUGAUCCCCGUGAAGUCUUCCCUUCACCUCCACCCUCCCCUGCUCCCAGGGACUUGGGUCCUGGCUCCCCUGUGGGGUUCUGUUGGUCUGGGCCUCCUCAAGAAGAUGUUGGGCAGGCUCUGGCCCUUUCUUCUGAGCUUCCUCAUACCACCUGCCAUCUCUGGACCCUCAAUGCGACGUUCAUCCAGAGAACUGGAUGCCACCCCUCGGAUGACCAUCCCCUAUGAAGAGCUCUCCGGGACCCGGCACUUCAAGGGCCAAGCCCAGAACUACUCCACACUGUUGCUGGAGGAGGCCACGGGGAGGCUGCUGGUGGGAGCCCGUGGCGCCCUGUUCUCACUCAGUGCCCAGGACAUAGCAGAUGGUGCUCACAAAGAGAUCCACUGGGAAGCCUCCCCAGAGAUGCAAAAUAAAUGCCAUCAGAAAGGGAAAAACAAUCAGACAGAGUGCUUCAACCAUGUGCGAUUCCUCCAGCGGCUCAAUGCCACCCACCUUUAUGCAUGCGGGACACAUGCCUUCCAGCCUCUCUGUGCAGCCAUUGAUGCUGAGGCCUUCACCUUGCCAGCCAGUUUUGAGGAGGGGAAGGAGAAGUGUCCUUAUGACCCUGCCCGUGGCUUCACAGGCCUCAUCAUUGACGGAGGCCUCUACACCGCCACACGCUAUGAAUUCCGGAGCAUUCCUGACAUCCGCCGGAGUCGCCACCCACACUCACUCAGAACUGAGGAGGCACCCAUGCACUGGCUCAAUGAUGCUGAGUUUGUAUUCUCUGUGCUGGUGCGGGAGAGCGAGGCCAGCGUUGUGGGUGAUGAUGACAAGGUUUACUACUUCUUCACGGAGCGGACCGCUGAGGAGGCCUCCAGCAGCAGCUUCACUCAGAGCCGCAGCAACCACCGUGUGGCCCGUGUAGCCCGAGUGUGCAAGGGAGACCUGGGCGGAAAGAAGAUCCUGCAGAAGAAGUGGACAUCCUUCUUGAAGGCUCGCCUCAUCUGCCACAUCCCCCAGUAUGAGACCCUGAGGGCCGUUUGCAGCCUGGACACUGAUGCCUCCGCCCGCACGCACUUCUACGCAGCCUUCAUACUCACCACGCAGUGGAAGACCCUGGAGGCUUCAGCCAUCUGCCGCUAUGACCUGGCCGAGGUGCAGGCUGUCUUUGCGGGUCCUUACAUGGAGUACCAGGAUGGGGCCCGGCGCUGGGGCCGCUACGAGGGUGGAGUACCUGAACCCCGGCCUGGCUCAUGUAUCACAGAUUCACUACGAAGCAAAGGCUACAACUCAUCCCAAGACCUGCCAUCUCUGGUCCUGGACUUCGUGAAGUUGCACCCCCUGAUGGCUCGGCCUGUGGUACCCACGCGCGGCCGGCCCCUGCUGCUCAAACGCAAUGUGCGCUACACACACCUCACAGCAAUAGCCGUGACGACACCUACUGGCCCCACCUAUGACCUGCUCUUUCUGGGCACAGCUGAUGGCUGGAUCCAUAAAGCUGUGGUCCUUGGUUCUGGAAUGCACAUUAUUGAGGAGAUCCAAGUAUUCAGAGAGCCUCAGCCUGUGGAGAACCUGGUCAUCUCUCCAAUGCAGCACAGCCUCUAUGUAGGGGCCGCUAGUGGAGUCAUUCAGCUCCCGCUGUCCAGCUGUUCCCGCUACCGUACCUGCUAUGACUGCAUCCUGGCCCGGGAUCCCUACUGCGGCUGGGACCCCAGCAACCAUGCCUGCACAGCAGCCACCGUCACAGCCAACAGGUCUCAGGGCUCCAGGACAGCACUGAUACAGGAUAUUGAGAGAGGAAAUCGAGGCUGUGAGGGCAGCAUGGAGACAGGGUCACCACCACCUCUGAAGAUCCGCUCUGUGCUCCGGGGUGAUGAUGUCCUCUUGCCGUGUGACCAGCCAUCCAACCUGGCCCGAGCCUUGUGGCUGCUCAACGGGAGCAAGAGCCUGAGCGAUGGGCAAUUUGGCUACCGUGUCGGGGUGGAUGGACUGCUGGUGACGGACAUACAGCCACAGCACAGCGGCAAGUAUGGCUGCUACGCCGAGGAAAAUGGCCUGCGCACACUGCUGGCUUCCUACAGCCUCACCGUGCGGCCCGCCACCCCUUCCCCAGUGCCCCAAGUUCCUGCCACACCCAGGGCACAGCUAGCACCCGAUGUCAGGCUGCUCUACGUGCUGGCCAUCGCCACACUCGGUGGCCUCUGCCUUAUCCUGGCCUUCUCCCUCCUCUAUGUGGCCUGUCUGCGAGGAGGCAGAGGAGGGCGCCGGCGGAAGUACUCGCUGGGUCGGGCUGGCCGGGCAGGGGGCUCUGCUGUGCAGUUGCAGACAGUCUCAGGCCAGUGUCCAGGAGAGGAAGAUGAGGGCGACGAUGACGGGGAAGGAGCUGGGGGACUGGAGGGAGGCUGCCUCCAGAUCAUACCCGGAGAAGGAGCACCGGCACCCCCGCCCCCACCCCCGCCCCCGCCACCCGCGGAGCUGACCAAUGGACUGGCAACCCUGCCCAGCCGGCUGCGAAGGAUGAAUGGCAACAACUACGUUCUCCUGAGGCAGAGCAACAACGGAGUGCCCGCCGGGCCCUGCUCCUUCGCAGAGGAGCUCAGCCGCAUCCUGGAGAAGAGGAAGCACACACAGCUCAUCGAGCAGCUCGACGAGAGCUCCGUCUGAGCCCAGGCCGCCACGAGGCUCCUCCCAGCCGGCCUGUCUGCCCUGGGCCGGGGCCGUUGUCUCCAAGACACCCCUUUUCCCCAGCCUACCCCUCGGCAACAUGCCUCCCCACCCCAAGUUCCCAGGUCUCUGUAGGGCUGGCCCAUCACGCCCAGUCAAAACCCCCUCGCAGUCUCCAAGCCCCCCACCUGUGAGCAGCCCAGGCCCACCGGUGCUCCUCCGAGGUAGGUGCUGCCCUGGGACCAGGUGCUCUAAACCCACACAUUAGGGAGGAGAGGCCUCUUCCUCCCGUCCCAUUCCUCUUUCUCCCAGGCAGGGCUCUGCAGGUCCAGACGGCCUCCCUGUCACCACCCCAAGCAUGGCCCAGAGGCCAGACAAGACCUCAGCAGC